This is a messenger RNA of Gracilinanus agilis (Agile Gracile Mouse Opossum), 1251 nucleotides long. It is a transcript of the gene ZNHIT2, whose product is annotated as zinc finger HIT-type containing 2. The coding region runs from base 32 to 1168 and encodes 378 amino acids. The transcript has a single exon. The record is from RefSeq and is a predicted model, not a curated record. NCBI's taxonomy places the organism in Eukaryota, Metazoa, Chordata, Mammalia, Didelphimorphia, Didelphidae.
AGCACUUCCGGGCUCGUCCAGGGCCGUUGCCAUGGAGCCUGCGGGGCCGUGUGGUCAGUGUCCCCCAGGCGAGGCGAAGCCGGCGCGCUACACCUGCCCUCGCUGCAAUGUGCCCUACUGCUCGCUGGCCUGCUACCGGGCUCACGGGGCGUGUGCCGAGGCCUUCUACCGAGACCAGGUGUUGGGCGAACUCCGCGGCCGCAAGGCCUCGCCCAGCCGCUUGGCGGGCGCCCUGCGCCGCCUUCGAGAGCAGCGCGAGGCCGAAGCGUCGGAGGAGCACCAGGGCCUGGACGGCCUGUGGGAGCGGUUGCAGCCCGCCGAAAAAGCAGCCUUUGAGCGACUCUUGAGCCGAGGAGAGGCCGGAAAGUUGCUCCCGCCCUGGCGGCCGUGGUGGUGGCGCAGCGGGACGCGGGCGCCGCUGCUGGAGGAGCUGCACGAGGACGGCGCUUCGGAGCCCGCGUCUGUACCUGAGCCUACCCAGGGUGAGCCAGAGCCUGUGGCCGCGCCGCCGCCCGUGCCUGCCACCAUCCCCGCCCUGGCGCGUCUAAGCGGCGGCCGCGCGCCUUCACCCCUGCUGCGCUUUCAGCUGCCUAACGUGCUCUUUGCCUACGCGCAUGCGCAGGCCCUCUAUCACGGUGGUCUGGACGAUGACCCGGAGAUGCUGCUGGACCUGUGCUCCACAGUGCUGGGCGUGGCCGGCGCGCUCGGCGCCCACCACAACUUCCGCUCCACACGUGAGGCUCUGCAUGCAGCUGCCCAUGCGCUGAGGGCGGGCGCGCACCCACCUGGGCCCCUGGGCACUCGGGGCUCCAUGCGAGAGGCUGCCCGUAUCCUGCUGGGUGAAGGUCCACAGGUUGGCCUGCAGAAGGGCUACACAUUGGCUGCUCUGGGGCACCUGGCGCGUGCGUUUGGGCAUGCGCGCCACCUCAUGCCUGCGGGCCAGCUUCGGGAACGUCUCUACCGUGCCCGCAAGAAGUGCCAGUACUUGCUGUCCUGGACCAACGAGCACGAGGAAGAGCUUAUGUCUCUGGCCCUGGACUGUGCCCAGGAGUACCGGGCUGAGGAGGAGGAAGCUGGCCAGGUGGAAGCCCUGAGUGGGGAGCUGGAGCGUUUGUGGGGAGGGCCGCGCCCCCCAGCCCCGAGGACCCUGAUACAGGAGCUGGCCUGAAGGAAACCCACCAGGCCUUGCCCCAAUAAAGCCAGCUUGAGACUGACCCUGGCCUCCCGGGUUGUGUGUGUGUGUGUGUGUGU